This is a messenger RNA of Acanthosepion pharaonis, 1590 nucleotides long. The record is from the annotation of a GenBank genome assembly. NCBI's taxonomy places the organism in Eukaryota, Metazoa, Mollusca, Cephalopoda, Sepiida, Sepiidae.
AUGAAGCCAAUUGAAGGAGAUGCUCACUUUGAUGAAGACGAAACGUGGAUUUUGGAAAAUAAUCGAAAUGGAACAAAUCUGUUUUGCACUGCUGUUCACGAAUUUGGACAUAGCCUUGGUUUGUCGCAUACAUACAACAGCGAUGACAUCAUGUUUCCGUUCGAGACAAAAUGUAGUGAAAACCUCCUGUCAGAAAAUGACAUAGCUAAUAUCCAAGAACUUUAUGGCAAGCCUGAUGAUUUCAUCUCAGCGACCCAUAAGUAUGGGACCACAAGUAUAGCGACGACAACUCUGGAAAAAACCACAGAACCGACAACUGUUCACACGACUCCGUCUUCGGAAGCGACGACGACGACAAAAGAACCUACAACACCAAGCUACACAUUUACAAACGUGACAUCCGCGGCGACCACACUGCUGACUACAACCACAAAUCAAAGAAAAUUAACAACUCGCAAGUCUAUUUUACCCUUCCCAGAAUUGUGCUAUGGAAUAUUAAAUGCCAUCAACUUCGGUGCGGACGGAAAUCUAUACGUUUUUAUCGUAUCUCAGACUGUUCAUUAUCUAUCUAUCUAUCUCGGAUUGUGCAUUAUCUAUCUAUCUCGGAUUGUGCAUUAUCUAUCUAUCUAUCUAUCUAUCUAUCUAUCUAUCUAUCUAUCUCGGAUUGUUCAUUAUCUAUCUAUCUCAGACUGUUCAUUAUCUAUCUAUCUAUCUAUCUAUCUAUCUAUCUAUCUAUCUCAGACUGUUCAUUAUCUAUCUAUCUAUCUAUCUAUCUCAGACUUCUCAUUAUCUCUCUCUCUCUCUCUCUCUCUAUAUAUAUAUAUAUAUAUAUAUAUAUAUAUAUAUAUCAGACUGUUCAUUAUUUAUCCAACUCUGUUCCUUAUCUAUCUAUCUAUCUAUCUAUCUCAGACUGUUCAUUAUCUAUCUCAGACUGUUCAUUAUCUAUCUAUCUAUCUAUCUCGGAUUGUGCAUUAUCUAUCUAUCUAUCUAUCUAUCUAUCUAUCUAUCUAUCUAUCUCGGAUUGUUCAUUAUCUAUCUAUCUAUCUAUCUCAGACUGUUCAUUAUCUAUCUAUCUAUCUCAGACUCUCAUUACUUCUCUCUCUCUCUCUCUCUCUCUCUCUCUAUAUAUAUAUAUAUAUAUAUAUAUAUAUAUAUAUAUAUAUCAGACUGUUCAUUAUUUAUCCAUCUCUGUUCCUUAUCUAUCUAUCUAUCUAUCUAUCUAUCUAUCUAUCUCAGACUGUUCAUUAUCUAUCUCAGACUAUUUCGGUCGUUGUACGCUCCGGCCUUUCUUUAUUUUUAUCUUUCUUUCUUUCUCUCUCUGGGCCUAUUCUCGUUCUUUUCGCUCCUUUUUUUCUCUCUUUCUUUCUUUUUCUCUCCUUCUUUAUCUCUCUCUCUCUUUUUCUCUCCUUCUUUAUCUCUCUCUCUUUCUUUUUCUCUCCUUCUUUAUCUCUCUCUCUUUCUUUUUUCUCCUUCUUUAUCUGUCUUGCUUUCUCUUUCAUUUUUCACUUUUCUUUCUUUCUUUUUUCUUUCUGUCUCUCUUUCUUUCUUAUUCUAACCUUUCUUUCUCUCUCUCUUUCUUUACUUGCUUAA